Messenger RNA from Cornus florida, 1727 nucleotides. Its product is annotated as putative clathrin assembly protein At2g25430. NCBI's taxonomy places the organism in Eukaryota, Viridiplantae, Streptophyta, Magnoliopsida, Cornales, Cornaceae. The record is from RefSeq and is a predicted model, not a curated record. Bases 66 to 1484 code for a protein of 472 amino acids. Gene Ontology annotation, cellular component: clathrin-coated pit; clathrin-coated vesicle. Gene Ontology annotation, molecular function: clathrin heavy chain binding; 1-phosphatidylinositol binding; phosphatidylinositol-4,5-bisphosphate binding. Gene Ontology annotation, biological process: clathrin coat assembly; vesicle budding from membrane; clathrin-dependent endocytosis. The transcript has a single exon.
UUGAAAUUUAUCCAUUAAUAUCAUUUUUCCAAGUACUGCGUUAUCUUCUAUUUCACUCCUUCAACAUGCAGAGGCGUUUCCGGCAACUAUUUACGUCUCUCAAAGAGCACGGCUGUGUAGCCAACGCAAAGAUCGCCACCAUCGGAGGAUUCUGUGACCUCGACCUCUUAAUCAUAAAAGCAACUUCCCCUGAUGACUUGCCAUUGCCGGAUAGGUAUGUCCACGAGCUCUUGAAGAUCUUCUCCGUCUCACCCUCUUCGUUUCGCGACUUUUCUCUCAGCUUCACUCGCAGGUUUGGCAAGACAAAUUGCUGGAGAGUUGCACUCAAAUGUCUAGUUCUCCUCCACCGUUUACUCCGGUCACUGCCUGAUAAAACCCCAUUAAGAACCGAGCUCCUAUGGACUCGAUCCAACGGAUUGCUCUCCCUCUACCCAUGUCAUUUCCGCGACACAUCCUCCUCAGCUUCCGAAGAUUACAACACUUUCAUCAGAUCAUAUGCUCAGCUCCUCGACGAAGCCCUAGACUGCUUCUCCAUUAAAGAAACAUCCGAAGAACAAGAACAAGAAGAGAAAUUGCUCGAGAGCUUACCGGACAAGAUGAAAAAGGUGGGAUGUUUGCUUGAAGUGCUGCCACAGCUUCAGAGCCUAAUAGACCGAGUCAUGGAUUGCCGUCCCACCGGUGCAGCUGCUAGAAACUUCGUGGUUCGAUCGGCCAUGAAACAUAUCAUUCGCGACAGUUUUGUGUGUUACACAACAUUUCGAAAGGAGGUGGUGGUGGUGCUGGACAAUCUGAUUCAGAUGCCAUACCAGAGUUGUGUUGCAGCUUUCGGUAUCUACAAGAAAGCAGCUCUUCAAGCAAGUCAGCUAUGUGAGUUCUAUGAUUGGUGCAAGUCAAUGGUGUUGUGUGGAUCAUAUGAAUAUCCCUUCAUAGAUCGAAUCCCGCAUAUACAAAUCCGAGCUCUUGAAACUUUUCUCAGUGGAAUGUGGCAGCUAACGGAGUCAUCUUCGUCCACCACGGUGUCGCCUUUGACGUCGUCCAUGACCGAGUCUCCACCGGUUGAUGAGAGCGAAAAGCAACUCGUGAAAUCUCCACCGGUUGAUGAGAGCGGAAAGCAACUCGUGAAAUCGGAGAAUGUAUGUAGUGACUUGGCAAGGUUGGAAGAAAAUGAUUUCCCAGGAAAAAUGGUGCAAAGUGAAGAAGAGAAACCAUUAAUUGAGUGGGAGGAAGAGAGUGAAAAUCUUAGUUGGGAGGCCCUUCUAGAAGCUUCCGCUAGUCCCUCAUGUGUAGCUUCUAGAAACUUCUUUGUCCAUCCUAAUGGGAACGGAUACGGGUACAGAUACGAAUACGGAUACGAAAAUGGCACAGGACAUGGUCAUGAAAAUGAGGUAAAUCAAUGGCAGAUGCAAGUGUACAGUCCUAAUGCCCAAAAUCCCUUCUAUCAGCCACAGCAUCAGCCAAAAAACAUGUCCCGUUACUAUGGAUAAUACCCUUGUAGGCCUAAUUAUUCGUGGGGAUUUUGAUUCUGGGGAGAUCCUUUGAUCACAACACUAUUAAUUAAUUAAUUUUUUUUUCUUUUUUUUUUUUUUUUCCUUCGUUGGGUAAACAACACACUCACACACUACAUUGCCUCAUGUGGGACUCGAACCAUUCACCUCUCUGUUGAGCAGGUAAUCAAGCUCAUGUGAAUAUGUUGUUCAAAGUUGGGCUAAUAUUUAUGCACGUAUUCA